Messenger RNA from Caenorhabditis remanei, 471 nucleotides. RefSeq lists its product as uncharacterized. The transcript has 2 exons. The record is from RefSeq and is a predicted model, not a curated record. Lineage: Eukaryota; Metazoa; Nematoda; Chromadorea; Rhabditida; Rhabditidae. Bases 1 to 471 code for a protein of 156 amino acids.
AUGCAUCUUCCUAUUCUUCUCUUUCUUUUCCUCGGAAUGGUGGCUUCGGGGGAAACGGAGAAAUCUGCGAUUCAAAUCGUUGCUCAUCAUGUAAUGACAUUCGUGAAUGCAGUGAGCUCGAAGAAGAAAGAUGUUAUCCUUCAACUAUUCAAUACCACUGCUGACGACCAAAAGAAUGUGGACCAAUUCAUAGAAAAGUUCCAAGGGCUACAUAUUUCUUUCUCAUCUGCGAAGUUCAACAAAAACGGAGAAAUAGAAUCCACAGCUCGGAUUGCUGGCAAGAUUCCAGCGAGAAAUCCUGCCAGCCCAACUGGAUGGAUAAUUACUCAACUCGGAGGUCUGGAACCAGGAUCGGAAGGGAAAAAGCCGUUUUCGAUGUGCCAUGUUGGAUUGUUGUGGUGUGCGAUUGAAUCGGUGGUUGAAUGGGGUAAACACAUUAACAAUGAUGUAAACCUGGAUGAUUAUAAUUGA